Rotaria sp. Silwood1 is the source of this 1818-nucleotide messenger RNA. The record is from the annotation of a GenBank genome assembly. Lineage: Eukaryota; Metazoa; Rotifera; Eurotatoria; Philodinida; Philodinidae.
AUGAAUACACUUGAAGCAGAAUAUUCUUUUUUAACCCCAACAUGGAAAUUACCAUCGGUAUCAACUUCAUCGAUAUAUCCUCAUACUUAUGGUAAUUCACUUCCAUCUAAUGUACCAACAUCAGGUCCAGAUUGGACAUUAUGGAAUAAUACAAUGUACAAUUCACGAUAUAUUCCUGCAUAUGUUCCUUCAACAAAUGUUCGUCGUAAUUAUCCUCUAUCAACAAAUUAUCCACGAGUAGGACCAGUUGUUAUUCCUCAACAUCAACAAAAAAAUUAUCAAACACUUGGAGAUCAAUCUGGUCCUCCUUAUUAUCAACAAACAAAUAAUCUCUAUGGUAAUCAUAAUAAUCCAGAAGAUGGUCUUAAUUUAACAAUUAGCCUACAUCCAAAUACUGAACAUGAAUUUUAUAAUGAUAAUACUAAUUAUGGUCCAUCAAAAACUCAAAUGGUUAAUCGUGGAUUAACAUAUGCAACAAAUACACAAAAUAAUCAUCCACCAGUAAAUCAAAAACGACGUGUACAAAUAAUUGAUCUUAAUCGUCAAACACCAUCAACAGUUAUCAAUGAAAAUUUCUCGGAAAUAAAUAGUCGAAAUUCUAAUUACGCACCUUCAUAUUCACAUUAUACUCAUACACCUGAACCACAUAGAUCUCAACAAAAAUCUAAAACACCUAUAUCAAGUCAACAUCAUGAUCAUUUAGAUGAAAGUAAACAUGGUAAUGAUGGCAAUAAUUUUAAAAUUCAUGAAUAUCUUUAUGGAUUGGCUGCACCUGAUCCUGGUAGUUAUGCAAAUGCAUAUAAACAUCAUCAACGUCGUUUACAAGAUGAAAAAUUAGGUCGUAAAUCAGUAGUAAGUGAAUAUAGAACUUUUGCACGAAAUGGUGGUUUUGGUCCUGCUUUUGGAAGUACAGAUUAUCAAACAUACGUAGAUAAAAUUGAUACGGAAAAUCGAAGAAAAUAUUAUUCAAAAGUUGUACAUGAUACAAAUCAAUAUAAAAUUGAAGAACAAAAACGUACACAUCAUAAUGAACAUAAAAAAAAUCGUCCUGCACCCGUACCUAAAUAUCAACGGGCUCGUGAAUAUGCUGACAAAAUUGAAAAACCUCAUCAUAUGAAACCAGUGUAUCAAAUAGAAUAUUCAUCAUUCAUUCCAAUUCUUGCACCAAUAAUAAUAACAUCUUUAUCACAUAUUCGACGUCAUUCAAGUUUAGACUAUAUUCAAUAUUCGAAUCAAAAUGAUUUUCUAUUAGAUGAAUUUAAUAUUCACCGUACAAAACGAUCAUUAUCUUUACCAUCAAUAAUAUUAAAACGACGUAUCCAUUUUAAUAAUUAUAACUUUCGACGACAUCGUUCUAAUAGAUUUAUUGAUUUACCAUCAUAUAUUAUUGGAAAAAGUAUAUCAAAUCGUUUAACAACACAAAAAACAACUUCAAAUAUUCUCAAUAAUGAAAACAACGAGAAACAAAUAAAUAAUCUUAAACAUAUUGAAAAAUCUGCAAACGAUUCCUUACUAUCAAUAUCAAAUAAAAAUGAAACAAAAUUCAUUACUUCACACAGUAUGAUACUAACAAAAAAUAUGAAAGUACCACCAACAGCGACUGUAGUGAUUAAUCAAACAUCUAAACCUUUACUUAUAGCACCAACAUCAAUAAAUAAUAAUUUGAAAAAAACUACUUCAAAUAAGAAUGUUAUACAAUAUCAACGACCAUUGACUGCAUGUUCAAUCCCAGAUUCAUAUAGAAAAAUUAGAACAAUGUUAAAUUUAGAUUUAGACUUACAAAUAAAAUCCUUUUCUAGAAAUUCAUCCAAUGAAUAA